ACGAAAUCAAAUGUCCCUGACGAUGUCGUGCAAUUAUUCGGUUUUUGUUGUUCAAGAUAGCUUCACUCGUCGUGGUGUUCGCGUCUGUUGUCGAUUGUCACACACAUACACACACACACACACAGCCAAGAUGGGCAAGGGAAGCAGCAAGCUCAAGCCACAGCAGAUUGACGAGCUCGUCAGUGAGACAAAAUUCACCUCGCAGGAGCUGCAGCAAUGGUACAAGGCGUUCACAAAGGACUGCCCAUCCGGCCUCCUGGACAAGGAUGGCUUUGCUGACAUUUACCGCCAGUUCUUCCCUGAGGGCGAUGCUGCAAAGUUUGCCGAGUACGUCUUCAACACCUUCGACAAGGACGGGGAUGGCACGAUCAACUUCCGGGAGUUCAUGUGUGCGCUCUCCGUCACCGCUCGCGGCGAUGCUGACGAGAAGCUCGACUGGGCGUUUUCGCUGUACGACCUGGACAACGAUGGGUUCAUCACCAAGGAAGAGAUGACGCAGAUUGUGGCGUCCAUCUACCGCAUGGUCAGCUCGAGCGUCAAGCUGCCCGACGACGAGAGCACCCCCGAGAAGCGCGUCGACAAGAUUUUCGCUGCCAUGGACAAGAACUCCGACGGCAAGUUGACCAAGGAGGAGUUUCGUGAGGGUGCGCGUCAGGACAGCUCCAUCAUGCAGGCCCUCUCCCUCUACGACGGCCUCGUCUAAACGCGUCCAAACACGCUUUCCUUUGUUGUCGUGGUAGCAGCUGUAGUUGUUGUCGUCGUCGUUGUUGUUGUUGCACAUCUCUCAUGUCUACUGCCUGCAAGCAAGCGAGGCGUGUAUGAGCAGACCUUUGUGCUGCAUUGAACCAUGUCGCCGUCCACACGCCCCCCGCCUCUCUCAGAACAUCGCAUCUCACACGUGGUACUGCCACUGCCGCUGCUGGUGGCUGUUGAAGGUCGUUGUUGUCGCAUAUCCUCUCUUGCUUGAGCUUUGUCUUUUUGCUGUCCUUUGCUGUGCUUUGCUGUGCUCUGUGCGCGUUGCGUGUGCGCGUGUUCUCCCAUCGUUGUCAUGAUGUGGCUGUGCUGUGCUGUUGCUUUGCGCCGUGUUUUGGUGACCACCUCUUCAGACUUUUGGUUCGCUGUGUGUUCGCUGGUCGUCGUUUGUGUCUUUCUUUUUGUUUCGUGUGUGUAAACGAACAGCAGCAACUACCAGGGUG
Messenger RNA from Salpingoeca rosetta, 1196 nucleotides. Its product is annotated as frequenin-1. The record is from RefSeq and is a predicted model, not a curated record. Gene Ontology annotation, molecular function: calcium ion binding. NCBI's taxonomy places the organism in Eukaryota, Choanoflagellata, Craspedida, Salpingoecidae. The coding region runs from base 11 to 703 and encodes 230 amino acids. The transcript has 7 exons.